Micromonas pusilla CCMP1545 is the source of this 2481-nucleotide messenger RNA. RefSeq lists its product as uncharacterized. The transcript has a single exon. Bases 1 to 2481 code for a protein of 826 amino acids. NCBI's taxonomy places the organism in Eukaryota, Viridiplantae, Chlorophyta, Mamiellophyceae, Mamiellales, Mamiellaceae. The record is from RefSeq and is a predicted model, not a curated record.
AUGUCCUCCGGGGGGAGCGCGCCGACGCCGAUGAAGAUGGCGAACGGCGACCCCGCGCCCGAGUUCGCGGUCCGAGAGGCGAUCCGUCUCGACCUCGCGAAGAGACUCAUCGCGACGCUGGAGGCGGCGAACCUCGACGACGUCGCGACCGCGGCGCCGCUCGAUCGCGCGGAGCUCGCGCGUCAAGCGCGCGCGAAGCUGCAGUACGACUUCCCGCUGAUGCGCGCCGAGGAGCUGGACGCGCUGACCGCGGAGCUCCUGUCGGAGGAUGGGGAGGUGGGCGGCGGCGGCGAUCGUCGCGGCGGCGUCCGCGCGGCGGUGACGUCGCGGCUCGUGUCCGCCGCGAUCGAGGGCGCGUCGAGACCCGCGCCGGGGGGGUCGUCGGGCGCGCCGACGAUCGAGUCCGCGACCGCCGCCGCCGCCGCGGAGGGCGACGACGACGCGCGCGGCGACGAGGAAAAAGCGCGCGACCGCGACCGCGACCGCGACCGCGACCGCGACGCCGCCGACGACGCCGCGGCGACGGACGUCCGCGCGGCGUACCAGCGCCUGUGCGCGGCGCUGUUGAUCCACCUCCCGCUCCGCGUCGCGAGGAUGGAGGACGCCGACGCGGACGCGCUGCUGGGGGGCUACGUCCGCGAGCUCGACCCGGUCGCGGAGACGACGAACGACGACGCCGCCGACGACGCCGACGACGCCGACGACGACGCGGCGACGGCGGCGGCGCCCGCCGCCGCGCCGCCGAACGACGACGCCGAUCUCGACCCGGGGUCCGACUCCGAGGAGUGGGAACCCCUGGAGCGCGACCCGUCGACCGCGCCGUCCGCGCGCGCGCCGACGCCGCCGGACGCCGACGCGGCGAUGACUCCCGGCGACCGCGUCGACGCGAAGCUCCUGGACCUCCUCUCUCGGACGUCAUCCGCGUGCUUCUCCGACGGCGGUGAAAACGCACGGUUCACGGCCGUUUCGACCUCCUCCUCCUCCGCGUCGUCCGUCUGGGACGAUCCCACGACGACGACGGCGUGCGUGGAGCUGAUCGAGACGCUCGCGCGCGCGUCCGCGCGUCCCCGCCGAUGCGCGUGUCGCCUGCUCCCGCUGAGGACGCUUCGAGACCGCUGGGCGACGCGCGGCCCCCCCGGGGAGAGGGAUCGAGAGACGAGAGACGCGCUCCCUCGCGUCCUCGCCGCGCUCGGGUUCCGAUCGCGACGGCGCGGAGAGGCGGUGGCGGCGAGGUCGUGGUCGAGGUCGAGGUCGGACGACGACGCGAGCUCCCCGGGCGGCGCGGAGGACGUGGACGCGGCGUUGGACCUCCUGUCGACCGCGUGCGCGAGUCUCGGCGGCGUCGGUCUCGGGGCAGCCGCCGCCGCCGCCGCCGCCGUCAAAACGCGCGGCGCGUCGCCGCACGAGGUGGGCUUUAGCAGCCCCGGGCGCGCGCUGUGGUCGCACGUCCACGCGCAUCUCGGCGUCGUCGCGGAGACGUUCGAGUCCAUCGCGGAGGCGGUCACCGUGCGGAAGGCGAACGACGACGCGAGGGUCGCGGCGGCGGCGGCGACGGCGAAGGACCCCCGGUGGCGAAUGAAUUCCGCCGCGUGCGCCGUCGUCGUCGCGUUCUACGUCUCGCACGCGGGCGGGAACGCUCGCGUCGGCGAGUCUCUCCUCGAGACCGGCGCGCUGCGAGCCGCGUGCGCGUGCUUCGUCGCGAGCGGGGUCGCGUCGUCGCCCCACGCGGAGGCGCUGCGGCGGCUGCUGCUUCUCGCCGCGGCGGCGGCGCCGGAGGCGGCGAGAUGGAUCGUCGCCGUCCCCGGCGCGCGCGCGGCGGUGGAAACCGACGACGCGUUCCUCGACGGCGGCGCGCUCGCCGCGCACGGCGCGCUCUGGGAGCUCGUGCUCCCCGCGCCGGGCGCGAGCGCGACGGACGCGGAGCGCGUCGCCGCGGGGAGGAUGGCGAGGGCGCUGGACGCGGCGACGCCGGCGACGGCGGUGGCGGCGCUCAGGGUGUUACGCGCGACGCAACGCGCGGCGAAAUCGCGCGGCGGCGGCGACGGGUUAUGGCGGAAAGGCGGCGCGUUCGACGCCGCGCUGAGGGCGGCGCAGACGGCGCUCGCGAGCGCGCUCGCGGCGGCGAGCCGCGCGAGGGACGUCGAGGGCGCGAUCGGCGGACGCGCGAGGAAGACGUCCGGGAGCGACGACGACGACGCGUCCGACGACGAAUCCGACGACGAAUCCGACGCCGACGCGGCGGUGGAGGCGGGGGCGAUCGUCGCGGCUGCGGCGGCGGCGAUGGCGGACGGCGGCGGCGGCGGCGGGGGUGAUACUGACGGGGAGGCAGCGAAGCGACUCGAGGAGAGAAGCGCGAGCGCGCGAGAGGGGUUCAAUCCGGAGCUGGAGAAGGACCGCGAGGCGGCGGCGGCGGCGUUGCGGGCGUUGAAGGAAAUUCUCGGCGCCGCGGACGGCGGCGGCGGGACGCGGAAGUGCGACUGA